AUGCUGCUGAGCGGAGCGGCGGCCGGCUCGGAGCGCGGCGCCGGGGCCGGGGCCGGGGCCGGAGCCGGGGCGGGCGGCGGUGCCGGCGGGGCCCCGCAGUGCGUGGGCACCAUGGCCCGCUGGCUCCGCGAGCACCUCGGCUUCCGCAGCGCCAAGCCCGCGCCGCCCGCGCCGCCCAAGCCCGACUACCGCGCCGGGCCGCCUCAGCCGCCCCCGCCGCCGGGGGGCGCCGCCGAGCCGCUGGCCGCGGCCCAGCCCGACAUCGUGGCCGCGUACCGCCUGCAGAAGGAGCGCGACUUCGAGGACCCCUACAGCGGGGCGCCGCCGAGCGCCGCCCCCGACGGGCCCCGCUACGUCUCGCCCAAGCACCGGCUCAUCAAGGUGGAGGCGGCCGAGAAGGCGCCCGCCAGCCCGCCGCCUCCCCCCGCCGCCCCCGGCUCGCCCCCCGCCGGCCCCGAGCCGCCCGACGAGCCGCCGCAGGAGCUGGCUGUGCUGGAGGACUACGCAGACCCCUUUGACGCUGCACAGGUGGCCGGUAGCCAGGCAGGGCUGGAGAAGGUGACGGAGAAUGAUGGAUAUAUGGAGCCAUACGAAGCCCAGAAGAUGAUGGCUGAGAUCCGCCAGAAGGGCCUGCGGGAGGCUCCAUCCCGGCCACUGCACCUCUACGACACUCCCUAUGAGCCCGUGACUGGAGGGCUGGAGGCAGACAGCGACCGCCCCGCCUGCCCCAGGCCCAGGGAGUCCCGGCUGCCUGAGGAUGACGAGCGGCCUCCAGAGGAGUACGACCAGCCCUGGGAGUGGAAGAAGGAGAGGAUCUCCAAAGCCUUCGCAGUUGAAAUCAAGGUCAUUAAAGACCUGCCAUGGCCACCGCCGGUGGGACAGCUCGACAGUGGUGAAACCCCCCCGGACGGUGAGGCUGGUGCCCCCGGCCCCCCGCAGCACGGCCAGCAGAACUACGAAGACGCCAACGGGCCAUCGGAGGGGCUGGGGUACGGCCGCACCUCGCCCUGCAGGGAGGAGAAGGCCAGGGCUGGCCUCAGACAUGGCACCAGCAGCCUCAAGAGCACCAAGAUGCUGAGUGCGGAGCCUGGCCCCUUCCUUGGGGAGAGGAUUGACCCUGCCCUGCCCCUGGAGAGCCAGUGCUGGUACCACGGGGCCAUCAGCCGGACGGAUGCAGAGACGCUGCUGAGGCUCUGCAAGGAGGCGAGCUACUUGGUGCGCAACAGCGAGACCAGCAAGAACGACUUCUCCCUCUCCUUGAAGAGCAGCCAGGGCUUCAUGCACAUGAAACUGUCCCGGACCCAAGAGAACAAGUACGUGCUGGGUCAGCACAGCCCACCGUUCGACAGUGUGCCGGAGAUCAUUCACCACUAUGCCAGCCGCAAGCUGCCCAUCAAGGGGGCCGAGCACAUGUCCUUGCUUUACCCGGUGGCUAUCCGCACCCUAUAGUCCUCACCCUGCACAAGCCGGGCUCGAGGCUGGGUGGACCCAAAGCUGGCCCGUCUGCAGGGCCGAGCGCUGCGGUGCCAAGGAUGGGCUCUGGAUCAGCGAGCUGGGCACGGACGGUGCUAUCGGGGGUCGCAGCAGCUGGACCCCUCAUCCAGCUCCCUCGUACGGUGGUUCCUGUGUGCUGGUUUGCCUGCUGGGAUGAUGGCAGGGGGGCCCAGCACGAGGAGCUGAGCAGGGUUGGCCGCCUGCUGCCCUCGCCCCCUCCGGGAAGAGCUUAGGAAGCAAGGACUGGAACUGGGGCCAUGGAGAGGACCUGGGGGGAGCAAGGUGUGGGAAAAGGGGGAGAAAGCAUCCCAAGAUGUGUCCUGAGGGUGCCUGGUCCUGCCCACGUCCUGUGAGGGAGAGGACAGCCCUGUGCCCACAGGAGAGGAGGCUGGUGCUGUCCCUGGCGGGGGCACGGGGUAUGAGUGAGGCCCGGGGGGCAGGUGCUCGGUACUGGUACUCACUGCCAUCGUUUGCCAAAUGUAUAUAGUGACCGGUCUCGGCCGCACGUGCAGCACCACUGCCUAAUAAAGCGGUGCAUGGUCGUCUCCU
Cygnus atratus (black swan) is the source of this 2043-nucleotide messenger RNA. RefSeq names its product Src homology 2 domain containing F (gene SHF). NCBI's taxonomy places the organism in Eukaryota, Metazoa, Chordata, Aves, Anseriformes, Anatidae. The coding region runs from base 1 to 1449 and encodes 482 amino acids. The transcript has 7 exons. The record is from RefSeq and is a predicted model, not a curated record. Gene Ontology annotation, molecular function: phosphotyrosine residue binding.